GUCAGUUCUGCUCAACCAGUCACACGGCAGGGAGUUUACGUACGGAAGACGAUUCCGGGAACCAUAUUCUCCUAUAAGAAACAUAAUUCGUUACCAUUUGAGGAAUUAAAGUGCUAAGAGAGUGUCCUCUUGCUUUCUAGUCCGUAGAGAAGAAUCUCAAGUGCUCAAUUGCAAUAAAGUUAAACUGGUGGUGAGAGAAAACCAAGUGCUACCGAAGGAUGGGCCUGAAGGACUGUCAAAUAGAACUGGAUAAUCCCUGGAAUACAUAUUAUGCCGGCCAGACGGUAAAUGGGAAGGUCACAUUUACAUUCGACUCGCCGAAAAAGAUUCGAGGCAUCGUGAUCAAGUUCUCCGGAGAAGCGGAAACCAAAUGGAGCCAAACCGAAACGAAAACCGAUCAGGAAGGAAAGCAGUAUGAAUCGACGACGAACCUCACCGGUCAGGAGGAGUAUUUCCAAAUCCAGUACUACCUGCUGGGUGGCAAAAACAGCAAAGAAAUUGAUCUGGAGGCGGGAACUCACAGUUAUCCCUUCACCUGUGCGCUGCCUCCCACUCUUCCUUCGUCGUUCGAAGGUGAAUGGGGCUUCGUGCGUUACACGGUGAAAGUCACACUGGAUCGACCGUGGAAGUUUGAUCAAGAUGUUAAGAUGGCCUUCACGGUUAUCUCACCGGUGGACCUCAACACGAAUACUCGCGUUAAAGAUCCCUUCAAGCUGGAGCUGGAGAAAACAUUCUGCUGCUUUUGUUGCGCUUCCGGACCCCUGAGUAUUAUCGUGCACAUUCCAGUGACUGGUUUUGUUUCCGGACAAACGAUUCCAUUGACAAUCGAGUGCGACAACGCAAGCAACGUCGGAGUGGAAUCGGUUAAGCUAGUGAUGCGGAAAUUGCUCGCUUUCCACGUGCAUACUCCACGUCGUGAAACGAAGAAAAAGAAGGAAGUCAUUUCUGAAGUGUCCGUGGGCCCUGUGGAGGCCGGUAACAGCCAAACGUGGAAUCAGCACAUCCAAAUACCUCCCUUACCGCCAUCGAAUCUAGUCAACUGCGGUAUUAUUGACGUGGACUACGACAUUAAGGUGGAAGCAGUCGUGUCCGGUCCACAUGCCAACCUUGAUGGCAACAUCCCAAUUGUGUUGGGAACGGUACCAUUGAGCUCGUUCCAACCUCCACCCCCAUACACGGACAAUCCCGCGGAGGUGGACCCCUCGAUGCUGCCAACGCAACCGGUUAGCCCGGCAAGUCCACCGAACGGAGCCGGUGGAGCAUUAGGCUGGAAUAUCGCUGACGGAGGGGAUAGUCUUUAUCCCAAUAUACCGCCUCCUACUUUCGCGGAAGCUACAUUCAAAGCACCCAACAUCUCAAACAAAAAUGAUAGCGAAUUUACUCGCUUUGUGGGACCAUCAGAGUACGCUCCACGGUACCCAACGUACGCAUUCACGCCAUCGGCUCCACCAGCGGAUUUGUAGACUUCUUUCAUAGGGUGCGGCAAUAACACAAAAGAGAAAGAAGGUCCUUUCUUUCCUGCGAAGCACAGUUUUGUUACUAAAUAUAUUUUUAGACAUAGCCACAAUAAGUAAACAACGGUAUUGAGUAAAUUUCAAUAUACUUUGUCGCAACGUUAUAAAAUGAACAGGUCAAAACGCACAUUGAAGCAAAAGAUGAAUCUGUCUAAACUAAGAACAAAACUACUAAAUAUAUAUUUUAGCUAUGUAAUAUCUGCUCGCGAUUGUGACCUAGUCAUAGGGCGAAUUGAUCCUAAAUAAAAAGCAUACCUAACACACGACAACAUUACCCUCAUACUAUUGCUACUAACCAACUUACAUAUUAGAUGCAUCAUACCGUUUAUAACACUAAUACCUUCUAAGCCUUCUACUAUGUUCAGACUACGAGCUUGUAACAUGUUAGUCUGUUCAUAGUAUUACUAGUUUGAAAAGCUAGCAUGUAGCCAAGCGCAACUCGAAUUAACUCAGAAUGAAACACAAUCAUUUACAACACAGUAACUAGCAUCACAUUUUUCGAAACAAGCUUGCUACAUAUCCGUCUCACAUUAUGGUUAUAAUUUUAAGCGAAAAAAACCCUACACAUCAUCUCAAACAACUUUGAAAUGCCAAAUCCACUAACGAACAAAACAUGGACUGUGUUAUAAUGAAGAGCCGUUCUAUAUCAGAGUGCCUAGUUUAUAGAGAGGUUUUAACAAAGAUUAGAGAACAAACUAUGGAAAGCCAAAAGAGUUAAACUGCCGUUCUACGCAUAAUUGUCCCAUGUACAUAGGAAAUACCAGCAAACAUGGGACAAAUAUACGUAUGACGGCAGUAAAGUUCUUGCAAAUAAUAUAUGAAAUCCGCUUCCAAUGAACGAGAAAAUUAAAAGGUCAAUUUCGAGAAAAAAAAAUGAUUUCGAUCAAAAACAAACAAAAAUUAAGCCAAAAAGGCGAAAUUGCUUUCCACAUUUACAAUAUUACACUGUAUGUGAUGCCAGAAUACCGUCAUAUUGUAGGAAACUUUUUUUCGGUAGUAAAAUGUUAAAAUAUUAUGUCAUUAUACAACUUCACUUCAAAUCACCUCUGAGCAGUGAGCCGUGAAUUCAUGGAAGUAAGUUUGAGUAGGAUGUAAGUAGUUGAUGUAAAUGCUUCCAAUAGAUUUUGAUUUCUGCGCUUUUUUAUUAACUUUUUAACAUAUUAACGUUUUUGUUUCAAUUCAAAAAUAUAAAAGAAAUAUAGCAUUUUCCUAAUGUA
Armigeres subalbatus is the source of this 2731-nucleotide messenger RNA. Its product is annotated as arrestin domain-containing protein 17. The transcript has 4 exons. Gene Ontology annotation, biological process: protein transport. Lineage: Eukaryota; Metazoa; Arthropoda; Insecta; Diptera; Culicidae. Gene Ontology annotation, cellular component: cytoplasm. The coding region runs from base 219 to 1463 and encodes 414 amino acids. The record is from RefSeq and is a predicted model, not a curated record.